AUGGACGCUCAAAGACAAGACAUUGGCCCGGCCGCGUCUCAAGCCGAUGGCCCGGCCCCCGAGCACAAAGGCAAGACCGACAUCGAGGCUGCUCCUCGCUCACCCAACCAUAGCAUGGACGACGCCUCCAGCGACGCUGCCCUCAUCAACUUCAAGUCCCUGUCUUGGUGGAAAGGUGGUAUUAUCCUCAUCGCCGAAACCGUCUCGCUCGGAAUUCUGUCCCUCCCCUCUGUCGUCGCCACCCUCGGCCUCGCACCCGGCAUCGUUCUCAUUCUCGUCAUGAGCUUUCUCUCCACAUACUCGGGUCUCAUGCUCGGCGAGUUCCAAAAAGAGUACCCCUUUGUCGAAAACUUUGGCGAUGCCGUCGAGGUCAUUGGCCGAACCAUGGGCUCCGUUGGCCUCUUUGGUUACAACAUCACCUUUGCCCGCAUCUUCCAGGAGGUCUUUGGCUGGGCACAGGUCAUCUUCCAAGUCUUCGUCAUGGGUGCCCAUCUCCUCACCUGGACCAUUUGCCUCAACGCCCUCUCCGACCACGCUGCCUGCACCAUAGUUUGGGCCGUCGUCGGUCUGGCCGUCUUCUGGGUCCUCAACCUCCCCCGUACCCUCCGACACACCAGCUGGAUGUCCAUGGCCUCGUGCAUAUCAAUCACCGUUGCCACCCUCAUGACAGUCGGCGAUGUCGCCAGCAGUAAGCCUAUCGGUGCCACCACUUUCCAGGUCAGCAGAGAGAUUGGCUUCACAUCGGCCUUCUUGGCUGUUACCAACAUUGCCGUCGCCUUUUCCAGCCACUCUUGCUUCUUUGGUGUCAUUGGCGAGUUUGAGAAGCCCGAGGACUGGCCCAAGGCUCUCGCCCUCCUCCAGAUUGUCGACACCUCCCUGUACCUCAUUGCUGCCAUUGUCAUCUACUACUACAUCGGCCCUGGUGUGCCCUCCCCCGCUCUCUCUGCCGCUGGCUCCGACACGAUGCGCAAGGCUAUCUGGGGUGUUGCUAUUCCCACCAUUGUCAUCGCCGGCGUCAUUUACGGCCACGUCGCUGGCAAGUACGUCUUUAACCGCAUGUUUAAGAACAGCAAGCAUCUUGUCCGCCGCACUUUUGUCUCCAUUCUCGGUUGGUCCGGCAUGACUCUUGCCAUGUGGGCCAUUGCUCUCAUCAUUGCCGAGUCCAUUCCCGUUUUCAACUCGUUGCUCGGCAUCCUUGCCGCCCUCUUCGUCUCGUGGUUCUCGUACGGCCUUCCCGGCAUCUUUUGGCUGUGGAUGCGCAAGGGCUCCUGGUUCAGCACCCGCGCCCGCACCUUUGCAUUUGUCGCCAACGUCUUGCUCGUCGUCACCGGCACCAUGCUCUGUGUCCUUGGUCUCUGGGCUUCCGUCGAGGCCAUUGCCAACGAAAAGGGUACUAAGCCCUGGUCUUGCGCCAACAAUGCCCCCAAGUCCUUUGACGAGAUAGUUAGGGGGGCCGCAAACGAGUCACUAUAG
This is a messenger RNA of Cordyceps militaris CM01, 1473 nucleotides long. RefSeq names its product amino acid transporter, putative. Gene Ontology annotation, cellular component: vacuolar membrane. Lineage: Eukaryota; Fungi; Ascomycota; Sordariomycetes; Hypocreales; Cordycipitaceae. The transcript is spliced from 2 exons. Gene Ontology annotation, molecular function: amino acid transmembrane transporter activity. Gene Ontology annotation, biological process: amino acid transmembrane transport. The record is from RefSeq and is a predicted model, not a curated record. Bases 1 to 1473 code for a protein of 490 amino acids.